UUAACUAAAACUCACGCUGUCCCUGAAAAAGCAACAGUCCUCCUUCACUCAAGAAAUGGACGUUGAAACGCGAAAAACGCAGGGGGUAUGUGUUAGCUUGAAAUAGAGUUCGAGAUUCCACUUGAGGUUGAAAUGAUUUUUUGUAGGUUGAAUAAAUUUUGUUGAGAAAGUAGGUUUUUUUUUUUUGGUAUUUUGAAUCUCUGGUACGAGAAAACACAGUAUCAAUCAAAAUCUUGAAAACCCUUUUGAGGGUUUUUAAUUGAUUGGUACUGUGUGUUUUCAGACAGUCAUGUAGAAAGACAGACUGAGAUGUUUUUGAAAUAUUUUUGAUUGUCGGAGAAAUCGAAGGGUUUGAAAAUGGCGGAAAUUGAAGGGCCAUUUGUAAAACAGGACCAAUUCGAUUCAAACCCAUUGCUUGAUAAUAAUCAAGAAAAUAAGAGUUUGAAGUUGGAAACAAAUCAAGAAAUUUAUGUGGGUUUGAUUCAGGGUUCCAAUUCGAAUCAGUUGAAUGAAUUUUCUCCUUCGGAUUGGAAUAGUAAUAAAGGCAGCAUUGCUGAGAGAAGGGCUGCAAAAUGUGGUUUUAAUGCUCCGGAAAUCAAUGCGUCCCGGUUCAGCAGUGCCGCCACCACCGGAUUGGUGGUGCCACCAAUGGUCCGGUCACCGUGUUUCACCAUACCUCCUGAUAUUAGCCCAGCCGCGUUGCUCGACUCUCCUGUCAUGCUCCCAAAUGCUCAGGCUCAACUUUCUCCUACUACUGGAACCUUUCAAUUUCCUCCAUGCAAUCUUGAGAGCUUAUCAAAGUUCAACUUCAAAUCCAAGGCUCAAAAUGACCUCAAUUUGGUGUCAAGUAGGUCGUCAGCAGGAAAUAAGCCACCUGAGAAUUUUGAAAAUUCCUCACAGUUACUAGAUGCUGCUAAAGGGGACUGUUCUGCAGAGGCAGCUGCUAAAACUGAAGUGUCGCGAAAUAAAUUCUUGGAUGCCGAUUGUCCUAGUUCACAGUUCAACAUUACUAAUGCAGAAAGUGAUGAUAAAGAAAGUGGCCCCAGGCUUAAUCUUGAAAAGGAUCCAAAAUCGGCAUACUUUUCUAAGGAAGUAUCCAGGAAUUCCGAGGAUGGAUACAACUGGAGGAAAUAUGGACAGAAACAUGUGAAAGGAAGUGAAUUUCCAAGGAGCUACUUUAAAUGUACUAAUACAAAUUGUCCUGUGAAGAAAAAGGUUGAGCGCUCACACGAUGGCCAAAUUACGGAAAUUGUGUAUAAAAGCUCUCAUAAUCACCCAAAACCUCAGCCUUUUAGGCGAUAUGAAUUACAAGAGACUAGCGAAGGCAGUGGAUCAUAUUUGAGAGCUGAAGGUAGAAAAGCUUGGAGAAACAUUGUGCCAGGGUGUAGGGAUACGCGUUAUGGCUCAGAUUGGAGGCCUCAUGGUUUGGACAGGAUGUCUUCCACCUCACUUUUACGCGAUUUUUCUUAUCCACCAUUGUUAUCAGAACCAAUGAACUUAUUUGAAACAGGAGGAACUCCACAAUUCCCAUCUCCAUUUGCCAGUCAAGAUGGUGAUAUUGAUAAAGAUGAGGCCACUCUAGAUAGCACAUCGUUUGAUGGUGACGAUGAUGACAAUGAUGAAUUCGAACCUAAAAGGAGAAAGAAAAACAGCUUCCCAAUUGAAACCACUAUAUCCUCAAGGUCAACACGUGAACCACGAGUAGUUGUCCAGAUAGAAAGUGAUAUCGAUAUUCUGGAUGAUGGAUAUCGCUGGAGGAAGUAUGGUCAAAAGGUUGUAAAAGGAAAUCCAAACCCGAGGAGCUACUACAAAUGCACUGCUCCCGGAUGCCCAGUGAGAAAGCACAUAGAACGAGCUGCUGACAAUUUAAAAUCUGUAAUCACAACAUAUGAGGGCAAGCACAACCAUGAAGUGCCUUCAUCCAAAACUGGAAACCUUGUAAUCUCUAGUGUUGCGAAUUUACCACCUGCUGUCACUAACAGUAAUCAAUCUGCCUCGUCAUCACUGUCUCAGGAUUCUGGAAUUUCAAAAGUUGGAAUGCAGGUUCAAGAUCUCCCCUUAUACUUGGAAAGGAAGCCCGUCUUCAGUAAUGAAUGCACGAGCUCCAAUUUUCUUGGAAAUUUUGUCAGUGAUAUGAACUUUGGAGCUUCUUCCAUUUACCAAUUUGCAUCUCCUCCGUCGCAUUCCGUCCCUUAUGGAACUCUUCUGAUGAGCGCCAAUGACUUGGUUACAUACCAGUCUUCGAAUAUAUAUCCCAUGGUGUCGGAUUACAUGCGAAUGCCAUUGCCCAUGAAUCACCUUCCUGGAUCAGGAAACAUCCAUCUGGGCAAUUUUCACUUUGGCAAUCAUAUAGUGCCAAAUGGUGUGAAUAUUCAGGCUUCAAUUCAAAGGCAUCCACUCAGAGAGUGCUAUGCUAAGAUUCAGAAGCCAAAAGAGGAGCAGAAGGAUAAUGACGAUAAUUUAUACGAAGCUUGAGUAUCCAUUCCCGAUCAUGCAAAUGCAACAUCAUCAACGGGAUUUUCUAGGGCUAUAGAAAAUUUCCCAUCUUGACCAACAAUUUUUCUCUUGGCUCUUCCAAACCAAGUUUAGGAUAGCUGCUACCCUCCAGUGAUCGUUGAAUGCAGCAUUCUUUUGCAAUUUGCUGAUUAAAGUGUUUUCUGCUUCAUAAGACGCAUAGAACUAUCUGUAAAUAUUUUUUCCAAAACUUCCACGCUUUUGCUGUUCUGCAGUGUGAAGUACUUAAUGAAGUUUUAGUUUUAUGCUCUCUCAGUGCCUGCACACAUGCAUCCAUACACGAAUAUAAAAUGGAGUGGAAGUCCAACAUUGAUAUGCAUACGCUGGUCGUACAUAGAGGUGUCAACUACGAAUGCCACACUGAUUUGAGAGAUCUCGCCUGACACUAGAUGUUUCAAGGGCCGGACUGCAUGGGUUGCUAGUAGCUCUGCCCAGUUUAACACCUCUAGUCACACUAUAAAGAAGAUGGUUUCAAUUUCUUGUUCUAGGUGUGGAAGAAAGUUGAAGCCAUGUUUCCGUCACAAUAUCAAAUUGCAAGUAUUUACAUCUAUAUGCUAUUAUGCAAAGUGCAUU
Molecule: messenger RNA, 3087 nt
Organism: Olea europaea var. sylvestris
Lineage: Eukaryota; Viridiplantae; Streptophyta; Magnoliopsida; Lamiales; Oleaceae
Product: probable WRKY transcription factor 20
Exons: 5
Coding region: 358-2475 (705 amino acids)
Biological process (GO): regulation of DNA-templated transcription
Molecular function (GO): DNA-binding transcription factor activity; sequence-specific DNA binding
Source: RefSeq, a predicted model, not a curated record